Molecule: messenger RNA, 1104 nt
Organism: Pectinophora gossypiella (pink bollworm)
Lineage: Eukaryota; Metazoa; Arthropoda; Insecta; Lepidoptera; Gelechiidae
Exons: 5
Coding region: 273-1046 (257 amino acids)
Source: RefSeq, a predicted model, not a curated record
CCUGUAUUGGGCUGGUUUUCCCUUCGCGGGUUGGAAGGUCAGACAGGCAGUCGCUUCUGUAAAAAUCCGGACCUGUCAAAUCUUCAGGUUAGGUAAGCGGACCCUGUGAAAAAUAGGAUAAUGCUAGGGAGAUGAUGAUGUUUUUUUUUUAAUAUGGUUAAAAAUAAAAUAAAACUAUCAAGACUGUUAUAGUGUCUCAAUCAAUUCUCGACAUUAUAAGUGGCAGAGGCCUCAGACUGCCCUGGUUAUAGAAUAUUCUGCUGGUGGACGUAAUGGAGCCUUUGUUCCUAGUACUUGUGAUGAUGCUGAUAUCCACACACGCCGACCCACUGUCAUCCAAUGUACCCAAGCUAACGUUAGACGAUAUAAUAGUGCACCCUAUGUUACCACCACUGAAAAUACAAAAACGUGAAACUUCAACGUCAGGGUCCGUGGCGAAAUACGAUGGAGAUUUCGCCAAGUUUAUUGAGGAAAAGUUAGUACAGCAUACCCGAGCACUCGAGCACUUGGUGAACGUGGUGCAGUCCAACGAAGAUCUGACCAAGCGAUUGAUCGACAACUUAGGUCACUACGCCUCCACUCCCAAAAUGCCCGAGAAAAUUGAAGUGCAGCGUGUAGCUAGUAGCGACAAGGUUGAUGACAACGACCAUCCAAUUGUGAGAGCUGGCAAGAACACCCCACUGUACGGAAACUUGUUUAAAGAUCUGAUCGUGGGUCAAGCGCACAAGAACUCGGAUCCCAUUCCUUUUGUAGAAAAGUCUCCCCCACCUAUGCCAACCCGAGUCGACAAGCCAUCACAAAAGCCACCGAAGUCGUCGCGGCGGUUAAUGCCGGUGCCGAUAACGAAUGAUCCCGAAGACGACAAGAUUAGUCGCUGGUGUCCAGUUGCGAUGCUCUGCCGUAGGACCAGGGAGCCCAUUUGCGGUUUUGACGAUAGAUUUGGAUACGGGAAAUUUGAAGACAUCUGCCACAUGCUUCAAGUCAAUUGCUAUUGGAAAUACAAUUUCGCCAUAGUUCCCACAUGUCACCCAACAUAUUUGUCUUAAUGUAGUUGCGAGAUGUAUCAUGUACCAGGUUACUAAAUACAAAUAAUACAUUACCAUC